Charadrius vociferus (killdeer) is the source of this 390-nucleotide messenger RNA. It is a transcript of the gene CD3D, whose product is annotated as CD3d molecule, delta (CD3-TCR complex). Gene Ontology annotation, biological process: positive thymic T cell selection; cell surface receptor signaling pathway. Gene Ontology annotation, molecular function: transmembrane signaling receptor activity. Gene Ontology annotation, cellular component: external side of plasma membrane; membrane; alpha-beta T cell receptor complex. The transcript is spliced from 4 exons. Bases 1 to 390 code for a protein of 129 amino acids. The record is from RefSeq and is a predicted model, not a curated record. NCBI's taxonomy places the organism in Eukaryota, Metazoa, Chordata, Aves, Charadriiformes, Charadriidae.
AUGGUUCAUGAGAACGGGAUGGCUCUGACGACUCUGCCUGCCCUGGGCCGUUGCUGUGACAGUCUGGAGCCCCGACAGGAAAUAAUCGUGAAAGAAGCCAGCGGGAAGGUGUUCCUGCAAUGUGUAACGACCAGCCAAAGUGAAGUCACGUGGCUGAAAGACAGGACCAGGGUAGGAAACACAACACGGCUGGACUUGGGUGCAAUUUACGAUGACCCCAGAGGCAUCUAUACCUGUGAAACAGGCGGAAAGAGAAGCCCCCCCCUCCAGGUGCACUAUCGAACUUCUGACAGGCAGAACCUGAUUGCCAAUGAGCAGCUCUACCAGCCCCUUGGCGAGCGGGACGACGGACAGUACAGCCGGCUGGCGCCUGCCAAGGCCCGCAAGUGA